Scatophagus argus is the source of this 2437-nucleotide messenger RNA. RefSeq names its product dynein, axonemal, intermediate chain 1, paralog 2 (gene dnai1.2). Gene Ontology annotation, cellular component: outer dynein arm. NCBI's taxonomy places the organism in Eukaryota, Metazoa, Chordata, Actinopteri, Scatophagidae. Gene Ontology annotation, biological process: cilium movement; outer dynein arm assembly. Gene Ontology annotation, molecular function: dynein light chain binding; dynein heavy chain binding. The record is from RefSeq and is a predicted model, not a curated record. The transcript has 20 exons. Bases 160 to 2259 code for a protein of 699 amino acids.
ACCAAUACACAGCAGCAGGUAGCAGCUAAAGAGCGGCUUUCCUUUAACUUUUAACGUUUUAGAAGUUUCUUCUUUUUUACUUUGUGUCCUUGUUCUGUAUUUUGCUAACGUUACAUACCUAAACUCUUGGUCAAGCAACUUAAGCGGGAUAUUUUCUCAAUGCCUGUGACUAACAAUAACGUUGCAGCACCUGUGAGAAAGGGCUCAAUUGCUCAGAAGAUUCCUGGCACGAAGACGACCAAAGCCGCAAGUAAGAAAAAGGAUGAGGAGGAAGGCGUGGAUAUGGGCGAUGGAUGGGAUGAGUGGUCUCAUGGGAAAGCACUUACUAAGCCGUCAGAUCAGCUGGAGCUCACUGAGGCUGAGCUGAAAGAGGAAAUCACAAGGAUCCUGACUGCAAACAACCCACAUGCCCUCCAAAAUGUUGUUCGGUAUAGCUUCAAAGAACGUUCCUACAAGCCUACCGCUGUUGUAGAUCAGAUGGCUGUCCACUUUGUGUUGGAGGGCAGCCUCCUGCAUCAAGACUCCGAUGAGGCUCGGCGACUGAGGGCUAAAGAGAGUCUCUCUGAGGAGAUGGCAACAGUUGACAGUGCAGCGGAACAUGAUGAGGAGAAACCAGAACUCACGGUGACACCUGUAGAAGAUGGAGGAGAAGUGGAGGAAGCUGGAGAAGAGGACAGACCAGAUAGCGUUGUUUCCAAAACUGACAAAAAGGAGCCAAAACUAACUAACCAGUUCAACUUUAGUGAGAGGGCCUCCCAGACCCUCAAUAACCCCCUGAGGGAGAGAAGCUGCCAGACUGAACCUCCUCCACGCAGCAUUUUCUCUGCCACUGCUAAUCAGUGGGAGAUCUAUGAUGCGUAUGUGGAGGAGUUGCAGAAACAAGAAAAAAAUAAAGAGAAACAGAAAGCUGGGCCAUCAAAGAAAGAUAUUGACAAAAGCAAGAAGAAGAUGAUGCUGAUGGAAACGCAUAAUGAUGAAAUCAGCCAAGUGGGCAAGGCAUCCAAAAUCUUUGAGCGGAUGGUUCAUCAGAAUACAUUUGAUGACAUAGCACAAGAUUUCAAAUACUUUGAGGAUGCGUCUGAUGAGUUCAGGGACCAGGAGGGCACUCUUCUCCCUUUGUGGAAGUUCCAAUAUGACAAAGCCAAAAGACUGUCUGUCACUGCCCUCUGCUGGAAUAAGAAAUAUCAGGACCUGUUUGCUGUGGGAAUGGGAUCCUAUGACUUCAGUAAACAGGGGCGCGGCAUGCUUGUCUUCUACUCAUUGAAGAACUCUGCCUUUCCAGAGUACAUCUACCCUACCAGUUCUGGUGUGCUGUGUGUCGACAUCCAUGAGCAUUAUUCCUACCUGGCGGCAGUAGGUUUCUAUGAUGGCUGCGUGGCUGUCUACAACUUGAAGGAGGAGGGACAGGAGCCAGUGUAUAAGAGUACAGCCAAGGCUGGCAAGCAUACUGACCCAGUCUGGCAGGUGUGCUGGCAGAAUGAUGACUUGGACAAUAAUCACAAUUUCUAUUCUGUGUCAUCUGAUGGCCGAGUUGUGUCCUGGACACUCGUCAAGAAUGAGCUGGUCUUUACAGACAUUAUAAGACUGUCUCUGAAUGGUGCUUUCUCUGAGGGUCCAGAAGGUGCCCAGCAGCCCGGCAUUGCCUGUGGAACAUCUUUUGACUUCCAUAAACAAAUUGACUAUCUCUUCCUAGUUGGCACAGAGGAGGGCAAAAUACACAAGUGCUCCAAGACUUACUCAAGCCAGUUCCUGGAAACCUAUGAUGCCCAUAGCAUGGCAGUGGAUGCUGUAAAGUGGAACCACUUCCACCCAAAGGUUUUCAUUUCUUGCAGUUCAGACUGGACCGUCAAGAUCUGGGACCACACAAUCAACACUCCAAUGUUCACCUUUGACCUGGGUGCAGCUGUUGGUGAUGUUGCCUGGUCACCAUACUCCUCCACUGUAUUUGCAGCUGUCACAACAGAUGGAAUAGUCCAUGUUUUUGACCUCAGUGUCAACAAAUAUGAGGCCAUCUGCCAGCAGUCAGUGGUGGCCAAAAAGAAGACCAAGCUAACUCACAUUGAGUUUAAUCCAAUCUAUCCAAUCAUCAUAGUGGGUGAUGACCGAGGCUAUGUCACCAGCCUCAAACUCUCCCCUAACCUCCGCAAGAAACCCAAGGCCAAGAAGGGUCAGGAGCUGCCUAAGGGUCCAGAAGUGGAAGUAGCCAAGAUGGAGAAGCUCCUCAGUCUGCUGACAGAACCAGACCAAAGCACAGUCUAAGACGACCACCGUGGCUUCUCUCCCAAACACAACAACAUGGUACAAUCCUUUAUUCGCAUUCAGAAAACAACCCUCUUCUUUUGCUCAGUGAGUGCAAAAGUAAGCAACGUUGACAUAGCAAGAAAACAAUCUGUAUGCGUUCAUUAAAAAAAAAAAAAAAUCCUCUGAUCUCUCUUAA